UGACAGUGUAUAAGCAAGAGUGCAUGGAUGUGUGUGGACAAGUGUGUAUACACGUGAACACACAAGAACUUUUAUACACACCAGCCGAGGAACAGUGGAUUUUCUGAAGAAUUGUGUGAUUGAGAUUGAGGUCAGUGAUGGAGGUCCUGCUGCUUUUUGUCCUCAUCCUCCAGACCAUUUCAGGAUGUGCAUGUUUAUGGACUGUAGAAAAAGUGACUGCUAAACCUGGCGGCUCCAUCACAAUUCCCUGCCACUACAACUGGAGGUUUCGAGAGCAGGAGAAGUACUGGUGCAGAGGGAGGUUCUGGUACACAUGUGUGCGUGUGACAGAGUGGGCGGGCCGAGUCAGUGUGAUGGACACCCCAGAAGAGCUGGUUAUUACACUCACGUUCUUUGAGCUGCAGGUCCGAGAUGCUGGGAGGUACUGGUGUGCCGUGGACAUCGGCGGACUGAGUAAGAGCGACAUCAGGACAUCGCUGGAGCUGCAAGUGACUGAUGAUCCUGAUUUGUGGGUCAGCAGUGCAUUGUCGUGUGCUCCUGAGGGAGGAAUUGUGCAUGUACAGUGUUUGUACAGUGACAGACUGAAGAAGAUGGAGAAGAAGUGGUGUCGGGGUGGAGACCUGCACUCCUGUCAGUCUCAGCAAAGUGCUCAGAUCUCCCAGCAUGCACGGCUGCAGCUCAGAGAUGAGGGCCAAGGCUUGUUCACUGUGGCACUUUCAGGGCUUCAGAAAGACGAUGCUAGCUGGUACUGGUGCAGUGCUGCAGGGGUCCAAGCACCUGUACACAUCUGCAUCACAACAACACACAACUCCACACACAACUACACAGGGUAUAGUGAACCUCCAUCACCAUCACACUCAUCCAUUACUACACUAACACACACACACACUCCACUCAUACACACACUCCACACAUGCACACUGCCCAGCUCUUCACGUGAAUUAACCACAUCUUCAAACACAUCUUCGACAUCUGCGACACCUGAGAAUGUGUUCACUUCACCUGCAACAGUGCGAGGACAUUCAUCAAUUGUACCUGAAUCCCUGCCCACUGCUCCAUCCCCUGCCUCACACAGAUUGAGAGUGGGUGUGAUCGUGGUCUUGGCUGCAGUGAUGUCAGUACUAGUGGGUGCAGUUUGCUGGAGAUGGAGGAUACACCAUCGUGAGGCCCUUGGAAGGGAGAAUUGGGUGGAGUCAGCUGAGCUGAGUGUGAAUGAUGAUGCAGAGCUGCUGGAGCGGGAUUGGAGCAGAGCUGCUGUCCUUCAACUGCAAGAAGAAUCAAAUUCUUAGAUGACCACACACGCACGCACACACACACACUCUUUUACACCUUUUUAUGGAUUUCUUUUAAUGGUAUCACUCAGACUCCACAUCUUACUUUCAUGUUAAAUUACAGUAUAUGAAAACAAAGAACAAAUAAAAGUGUGUUGUUGACGAGUGUGUGGAUGUGAUUAGUGUGUGGAUGUGACAAGUGUGUGGAUGUGACAAGUGUGUGGAUGUGACUGUUGUGUGAAUGUGACGAGUGUGUGAAUGUGACGAGUCUGUGGGUGUGCUGAGUGUGUGGAUGUGAUGAGUGUUUGCCCUGUGUGAGUUUGUGAUCUGCUCAUGUCCAGUUAAAUCACUGGUGUACUGAAAUAUUAGGAAUAGGGGGCACCAGUGGCACAGACAGUAGUGGCGGACUUUCU
Neoarius graeffei (lesser salmon catfish) is the source of this 1684-nucleotide messenger RNA. RefSeq lists its product as uncharacterized. NCBI's taxonomy places the organism in Eukaryota, Metazoa, Chordata, Actinopteri, Siluriformes, Ariidae. The transcript is spliced from 8 exons. Bases 138 to 1289 code for a protein of 383 amino acids. The record is from RefSeq and is a predicted model, not a curated record.